AUGCAAUCCGUUGCUUCAGGGUCUUUCCCCUCGCCGCCCUCUUUUGAGGAGUCGCGAUCGAAACACUCCUCUCGGCCCUCUUUGUCAAUCGACCUCUCGUCCAUUCCGCCGCUCUCCCAACCAUCUCCGCCAUCAAACACCCUUCUAAUCACCGAGCUCCAUGACCUGAUCCUGUUCCAGCCCUCUUCAUUAGAGGCAAUCCGCAACCAGAUUACGGUUCUAGCCCGUCUGAACUCUUUCUCUCCUCUCCCAUCUAUGCGCCGAAUCAUCUGUUCAUUCCACAGCGAGGACGACGCCAUCACUGUCCGCAAAAUGCUCGAGAACACCCGUCUGCUGAACCGAGACGUCCGCCCGCGAAUCUACUUCGGCGAGCCUACACCGAUCAUCCAGCAAGGCGAGCACAAGCAGCUGCUCGAGGCGCCCCAGCUUGACAAGCUGUUCUUCAUUUCCCCGCCUCCUUCCCCGCCGCACGGCUGGACGGUGCGCAACGAGGAGCCCCCAAACAAAGAAGUACACGCCACCGACCUUGCUCACGCCCUCGCCAAUCUGAAGACCGAUCCCGAGCCAACGAGCGUUGACCCGGCCACUCCUGUCUCGAUUUCCUCCGACAAGCGUACUGGCAGCUGGCCCAUGGCUGGGUCCCAGCAGCGCAGCCGUAGCAGCACGAUUAUUUUCCACCCCGAAGACCAUGGCAAUAGCCCUAACCUCCCGGCUGUCACGGUGGAGGAUAUGACUCUGGUGGUUGAUGAUGAGGAUGUCGAUAUGGAUGCGGACAUGAGCCCCAUCGAAAUGUCGGUCAAGAAGAUGCCGCCUAAGACAGCUCGGCCCCCGGUUGAACUGAUGGAGUAA
This is a messenger RNA of Penicillium chermesinum, 849 nucleotides long. RefSeq names its product putative calcineurin binding protein (gene cbpA). The record is from RefSeq and is a predicted model, not a curated record. The coding region runs from base 1 to 849 and encodes 282 amino acids. NCBI's taxonomy places the organism in Eukaryota, Fungi, Ascomycota, Eurotiomycetes, Eurotiales, Aspergillaceae. The transcript has a single exon. Gene Ontology annotation, molecular function: calcium-dependent protein serine/threonine phosphatase regulator activity; nucleic acid binding. Gene Ontology annotation, biological process: calcium-mediated signaling. Gene Ontology annotation, cellular component: cytoplasm; nucleus.